AUGGCUUCCAAUAUCCCUGUUCCACCAGUUACUGCAGCUGGUACUGCUCCUGCUACGGGCAUUCAUCCUUCAUUGAUCCCAGCUCCUGCUGCCAAUGCUACUCCGCUUUUGCCCAUUUCACCCCGGUCGCCUAGUGCACCACAUCGUCCCGUCACUGCUCUUGAGGAUAGCAAAGAUGCGACCACAGCAGCUCUUGUUUUGCAAGAUGGCACUUCUUUCCAAGGCUUUUCUUUUGGUUCGGAAAAGGCUAGCAUUUCGGGUGAAUGUGUCUUUCAAACCGGCAUGGUGGGCUAUCCCGAAUCAUUGACGGAUCCCUCUUACCGUGGCCAAAUCCUUGUGCUUACAUUCCCUUUGAUUGGCAAUUAUGGUGCUCCUUCAAGGACUGAGAUGGAUGAGUUGCUUAACAACAUUCCAAAGUACUAUGAGUCCAAUGAAAUCCAUGUCGCUGGUUUGAUUGUGGGCAACUAUGCUCCCGAUUAUUCUCAUUAUUUGGCAUCCUCCUCCUUGUCGGCAUGGCUCAAGGAAAACAAUGUACCAGCCUUGUACGGUAUUGAUACCCGCGCAUUGACCAAAAAGAUUCGUAUGCAAGGUGUCCUCCUUGGCAAGAUUCUCUUCCCCAAGACCGCUGAUACUUUGCUUGACUCAGCUGCAAGUGCCCUUGGUUUCUCAUCUUCCGAUAAUCAAGAUAAGCAGCAAUCAGUAGCUGGUACCGAACGAUGGAUGCAGGAUUAUCAAGAUGUCGAAUGGGUGGAUCCUAAUCAGCGCAACCUCGUUGCUGAUGUCUCUAUCAAGGAGCCCAAGCUAUACAAGCCUGAUCCAGCAAAGGCUAUCAAGUUGCCUGAUGGCCGUACAUUGCGUAUUGUCGCUGUGGAUGUUGGUAUGAAGUAUAAUCAAAUCCGCUGCUUUGUGCGUCGUGGUGUGGAACUUUUGGUGGUGCCUUGGGAUUAUGAUUUCACUGCUGAGCAAUAUGAUGGCUUGUUCUUAUCGAAUGGUCCUGGUGAUCCAACCAUGGUGCAAACCACUUUCAAUCGCUUACGCACGGUGUUGCAAUCUGGCAAGAAGCCCAUCUUUGGUAUUUGUUUGGGUCAUCAAUUGCUCGCCUUGGCUGCAGGUGCAAAGACCAUGAAGAUGAAGUAUGGUAAUCGUGGCCAAAACAUUCCUUGCACAAACUUGAUCUCCGGCCGCUGCUACAUCACUUCACAAAACCAUGGUUAUGCUGUUGAUGCAUCCACCUUGCCAAAUGACUUCCAAGAACUCUUUGUCAAUGCCAAUGAUGGAUCCAACGAAGGUAUCAUUCACAAGUCCCUUCCUAUUUUCUCGGUGCAAUUCCAUCCCGAAUCCAACCCUGGUCCACGUGACACUGAAUUCUUGUUUGAUGUCUUUAUCAACACCGUCAAGUCUUGUGUUGAAAAGAAUGCUCUUGUCCCACUCGAAUUCCCUGGUGGUACCAAGGCCGAGAAUAUCAAAAAGAACCCACGCGUCAAUGUCAGCAAGGUUCUUGUUCUUGGUUCAGGUGGUUUGUCUAUUGGCCAAGCUGGUGAAUUCGACUACUCUGGUUCUCAAGCUAUUAAGGCUUUGAAGGAAGAAGGCAUCUACACCAUCUUGAUCAAUCCCAACAUUGCUACUAUUCAAACCUCAAAGGGUUUGGCUGACAAGGUUUACUUUUUGCCUGUUACCCCCGACUUUGUACGCAAGGUGAUUCAAUUUGAGAAGCCCGAUGGUAUUUAUUGUACAUUUGGUGGUCAAACGGCUCUCAAUGUGGGUAUCAAGCUCAAGGAUGAAUUCGAAUCGCUUGGCGUCAAGGUCCUUGGUACACCUAUUGACACCAUCAUCACCACCGAAGAUCGUGAUUUGUUUGCUCAAGCCCUCUACGAGAUCAAUGAAAAAUGCGCCCAAUCAGCCUCUGCUGUCAACCAUGAAGAAGCUUUGGCUGCUGCCAAGGAGAUUGGUUACCCUGUCAUUUGUCGUGCUGCUUAUGCUCUUGGUGGUUUGGGCUCUGGUUUUGCCGACAAUGAACAAGAACUCGUUGAAUUGUGCAACAAGGCAUUCGCCACCUCUCCUCAAGUGUUGAUUGAAAAGUCCAUGAAGGGAUGGAAGGAAAUUGAAUACGAGGUCGUUCGUGAUUGCCGUGACAACUGUAUCACCGUUUGUAACAUGGAAAACUUUGAUCCUCUUGGUAUCCACACGGGUGACUCUAUUGUCGUUGCUCCUUCCCAGACGCUUUCGGAUGAAGAUUACAACAUGCUUCGUACAACUGCUGUCAAUGUCAUCCGCCAUUUGGGCGUUGUCGGUGAAUGUAACAUCCAAUACGCUCUCAAUCCCUUCUCCAAGGAAUACUGCAUCAUUGAAGUCAAUGCUCGUCUUUCUCGUUCUUCCGCUCUUGCCUCCAAGGCUACCGGUUAUCCACUUGCUUUUGUUGCUGCUAAGCUUGGUUUGGGCAUUCCUCUCAAUGAAAUCAAGAACAGCGUCACCAAGGUCACCUGUGCAUGCUUUGAGCCAUCGUUGGAUUACGUCGUCGUCAAGAUUCCUCGUUGGGAUUUGAAAAAGUUCAACCGUGUCAGCACCUCUCUCAGCUCCUCCAUGAAGUCAGUGGGUGAAGUGAUGGCUAUUGGUAGAAGCUUUGAAGAAACAAUGCAAGAUGCUAUUCGUGCCAUUGACUACAACUUUGUCGGCUUCAGCCCUAGCGACAUCAUUGAUAAUGACAAGCUUGAUGAGGAGCUCAAGAAUCCUUCCGAUCAACGUCUCUUUGCUAUUGCCAAUGCCAUGGCUUCGGGAUACACUGUUGACCGUAUUUGGGAAUUGACCAACAUUGACAAGUGGUUCUUGAACAAGUUGAUGCGUGUUGCCAAUCUCGAUAAGCGUUUGGAAGGCUUCACUAAGGCCAACAUCCCUGGCAACUUGUUGCGUACUGCCAAGCAACUUGGUUUCUCGGAUCGUCAAAUUGCCAACAAGAUCAACAGCAACGAAUUGGCUGUGCGUCGCCUUCGUCAAGAAUAUGGCAUUACACCCUUUGUCAAGCAAAUUGAUACUGUGGCCGCCGAAUUCCCUGCUUUCACCAAUUACUUGUACAUGACGUACAAUGCUGUUGAGCACGAUGUGACCUUUGAAGAUAACGGCAUCAUGGUGCUUGGCUCCGGUGUCUAUCGUAUUGGUUCUUCGGUUGAAUUCGAUUGGUGUGCUGUUCGUGCUAUCCGUACCUUGCGCGAAAAGGGCAUCAAGACUGUAAUGGUCAACUACAACCCUGAGACUGUAUCUACCGAUUAUGAUGAAGCUGAUCGCUUGUACUUUGAAAACAUCAACCUUGAGCGUGUUCUCGAUAUCUACGAAGCUGAGCGUUCGGGUGGUGUUAUCAUGUCUAUGGGUGGUCAAACUCCCAACAACAUUGCCUUGCCCUUGUACCGCCAAAACGUCAAGGUCCUUGGUACCUCUCCUGAAAUGAUUGACAAUGCUGAAAACCGUUACAAGUUUUCACGCAUGUGUGAUCGUAUUGGUGUGGAUCAACCUCAAUGGAAGGAACUUACCAGCUUUGAGGAAUCACAAGAAUUCUGUGACAAGGUCGGCUAUCCUGUAUUGGUUCGUCCUUCUUAUGUGUUGUCGGGUGCUGCUAUGAAUGUCGUAUUCUCCAAGGAUGAUCUUGCAUCUUAUCUCAAGGAAGCAGCUGCCGUGUCACGUGAUCACCCUGUUGUCAUUUCCAAGUACAUUGAAGAAGCCAAGGAAAUUGAAAUGGAUGCUGUUGCUUUGGACGGCAAGAUGAUUAUGCAUGUCAUUUCGGAGCACGUUGAAAAUGCUGGUGUGCAUUCUGGUGAUGCUACUCUUGUAUUGCCACCACAAGAUUUGGAUCCUGAGACUGUGCGUAAGAUUGAAAAUGCAACAGCCAAGAUUGCAAGUGCUUUGAACGUCACGGGUCCUUUCAAUAUCCAAUUCAUUGCCAAGGAUAAUGAGAUCAAGGUCAUCGAAUGUAACGUACGUGCUGCUCGCUCCUUCCCAUUCGUCUCCAAGGUAUUGGGCGUGGAUCUUGUUGAGAUGUCAACCGUUGCCAUGCUUGGUUUACCCGUGGAACCUUAUCCCAAGAUCGAUAUUCCUAAGGACUAUGUUGGUGUCAAGGUGCCACAAUUCUCAUUCAGCCGUUUGUCGGGUGCUGAUCCUGUUUUGGGUGUCGAGAUGGCCUCCACUGGUGAAGUGGCUUGCUUUGGCAAGGACAAGUACUCUGCUUAUAUGAAGGCCUUGUUGGCUACUGGUUUCUCGUUGCCAAAGAAGAACAUCUUGCUCUCCAUUGGUUCGUAUAAGGAGAAGCUCGAGUUGUUGCCAAGCGUUGAAAAGUUGCAUCAACUUGGUUACAACAUCUUUGCCACUACCGGCACAGCUGACUUUUACUCGGAGCACAAUAUCCCUGUCAAGCAUCUUGAGUCUUUGGAUGGUGAUGCCGCCGACAAGCUUAAGGCUGAAUACUCGUUGCAGCAACAUUUGUCCAACAAUUUGAUCGACUUGUACAUCAACUUGCCAUCACGCAACCGAUUCCGUCGCCCUGCAUCCUACAUGUCUAAGGGUUAUCGCUCUCGUCGUAUGGCUGUUGAUUACUCUGUCCCCUUGUUGACCAAUGUCAAGUGUGCCAAGAUCUUUAUUGAAGCUCUCGCACGUACUCAUCAAGAAUUCCAAGUCUCGGGUAUUGAUUACAAGACCAGCCAUACUACAGCUACUGUACCAGGCCUUAUCAACAUGCACGCUUAUCUUGCCAACAGCACCGAAUUUGGUGAAUUGUCAAAGGCAUCCAUCUCAUCGGGUUUCACCACUGUGUCCUCGUUUGCUGAUGACGUACAAGAUGAUUCAUCUCUUGAGGCUGCUAGCAAUGCUGCACGCAAGGCUGCAUACACCGAUUACUUGCUCAAUGUGACCGCCACAGCCAACAACGCCAAGCAGCUUGCAUCUGCCGCCUCCGAAGUUGCUGCUGUGUAUCUCAAUGCUGAAAAGAUUGGCACUGGUCAAGUAUCCGUUUUCGAUUCGGUGUUCUCCUCAUGGCCUAGCUCUCAUUUGAUGGUUGUUGAAGCCAAGGGCACUGAUCUUGCAUCCACCUUGUUGUUGGCCUCCCUCCACAACCGUGUCAUUCACGUGACCAAUGUGAUGAGUGGAAGCGACCUUGCAUUGAUUGAGAUGAGUAAGAACAAGGGUCUUCAAGUGACAUGUGAUGUUGCCGUGUAUGCAUUGUUCUUUGCUUCUGAGCAAUUCAACGAUACCAAGUUAUUGCCAACCAAGAAGGAACAAGAAGCCUUGUGGUCCAACUUGGAUGUCAUUGAUUGUUUCUCUGUGGGUGCUACUCCUCGCAAGCUUGCUGCCGAAAUGGGUCACACUGUGUCUGCCACAGCUGGUGUUCACGAAGCCUUGCCAUUGUUGCUUGAUGCUGUUGCCCAAGGUCGUCUCAAGCUCAAGGACAUUGUUGAUCGCUUGCACGAGAACCCACGUCGCAUCUUUGGUCUUGUGCCACAACCAGACACCAACAUUGAGAUUGAAGUGGAUCGUCAAUACGUGUUCCAAUCAAGUGAAUGGUCACCUUUGCAAGGACGUACUAUUCGUGGCUCUGUGCAUCGUGUGGCUGUUGAGGAUCAAACCUUGUACAUGGAUGGCAGCUGUCUUGCCAAGGGUGAUCAAGGCCGUGAUGUUUCUAUCCAAGGUCAAGCUGUCAAGGCUGCCGUCAAGGGUGAACAACCUGUGCAAGAAGAUGUGCAAGAAUUGCAACGUAAAAAGAAGCCAUCCUCCAUGACGUUGCCUGGUGCCCAUGAUGAAGGUCUUGUUCAAUAUGUUCCACCCAAUGUCGAAAUUUCAGCUUCUCUUGCACGUGUUCUUAGCCGCUCACCAUUCUAUCGCAAGCACAUUUUGCGUUCGAAGCAAUUUGAUCGCAACGAUUUGCACUUGCUCUUUGGUGUUGCUCAUGAAAUGCGUAACCUUGUUGAGCGUUAUGGAUCCAUCAAUGUAUUGCAAGGCCGUGUCAUGAGCACCAUGUUCUUUGAACCAUCCACUCGUACCUCUUCGUCGUUUGAAGCUGCUAUGAUGCGUCUCGGUGGUCAAGUUGUUUCUGUUAGUGCUACCACAUCCUCUGUUCAAAAGGGUGAAUCGCUUGCCGACACUGUACGCACCCUUGGUUGCUAUGGUGAUUUGAUUGUUCUUCGUCAUCCUCAACCUGGUUCGGCUCAGCUUGCCGCCAAGUACAGCAAGGUGCCCAUUAUCAAUGCUGGUGAUGGUGUAGGUGAACAUCCUACUCAAGCCUUCCUUGAUGUCUUUACCAUUCGUGAAGAACUUGGUACCGUUAAUGGCCUCAGCAUCACUUUGGUGGGUGAUUUGAAGAAUGGACGUACUGUACACUCUCUUGUCAAGAUCUUGGCUUACUACCAAGUCACCAUCAACUAUGUUGCACCUGAAUCACUCAUGAUGCCCAAGGAGGUUAUGGAAGAGGUUGAACAAGCUGGCAUCAAGCAAAACGUUUACACUUCUCUUGAUCAAGUCAUUGACAACACCGACGUGCUCUACAUGACUCGUGUUCAAAAGGAACGCUUUGGCUCCGAAGAAGAAUAUCUCAGCGUCCGUGAUUCAUUCAUCCUCAACAAUGAUGUGAUCAGCAAGGCCAAGUCUCAAAUGAUUGUCAUGCAUCCUUUGCCACGUGUCAAUGAAAUUGAGCCUGAAGUCGAUUACGAUCAACGUGCUGCCUACUUCCGCCAAAUGCGUUAUGGUCUUUACGUCCGCAUGGCUCUCUUGGCUCUUGUCUUGGGUACUUUGCGCGAUUAA
Lichtheimia ornata is the source of this 6774-nucleotide messenger RNA. RefSeq names its product carbamoyl-phosphate synthase, large subunit. Gene Ontology annotation, biological process: UTP biosynthetic process; L-glutamine metabolic process; L-citrulline biosynthetic process. Lineage: Eukaryota; Fungi; Mucoromycota; Mucoromycetes; Mucorales; Lichtheimiaceae. Gene Ontology annotation, molecular function: ATP binding; amino acid binding; metal ion binding. The transcript is spliced from 4 exons. The record is from RefSeq and is a predicted model, not a curated record. Gene Ontology annotation, cellular component: cytoplasm; cytosol. The coding region runs from base 1 to 6774 and encodes 2257 amino acids.